Molecule: messenger RNA, 8947 nt
Organism: Polypterus senegalus (gray bichir)
Lineage: Eukaryota; Metazoa; Chordata; Cladistia; Polypteriformes; Polypteridae
Gene: cpeb3
Product: cytoplasmic polyadenylation element binding protein 3
Exons: 11
Coding region: 195-2147 (650 amino acids)
Biological process (GO): negative regulation of cytoplasmic translation
Cellular component (GO): synapse; neuron projection; nucleus
Molecular function (GO): ribosome binding; mRNA 3'-UTR binding; translation factor activity, RNA binding
Source: RefSeq, a predicted model, not a curated record
AAUUUUAGGGGUGGUCCCAGAAAAAAAAAAAACACAGGAACCAGAAUCAGGUUCACAUUACAGGGUGAGAGUCUGGAGUUCCGGUGAAAAGGAAAAAAGAUACGUGGCGAAAUUGGUGAAUAUCUCUGUCCUCCAAAGCACAUCUCCUGUUCACAACCGAGGGGAACUAAGGCAUCAGAAAGGCUCAACAAACCAUGCAGGAUGAUUUACUGAUGGACAAAAGCAAAGCCCAGCCGCAGCAGCAAGAGCCAGCAAAUUUAGAGUCCCCUUCCACCCCGACCUCCUCUUCAGAGCCCCCCAAAUCAGAGGACAUCCCCUCAAGCAUCGUUAACCAACCGGCUACAGCACAAAACAACAAAGAGAAAGCGCAUAUGGAGUCGCCGAUCUUGCCUGGCUUGACUUUCCACCAACCCCAGGAACCCGGUGGCACAUCCUUAUCCCCUUCAUUUGGAAGCACUUGGUCAACAGGAACCACAAACACCGUGGACGAUAGCUUUUUUCAAGGAAUUCCCCCAGUUAAUGGGACAAUGCUUUUUCAAAACUUUCCUCACCAUGUUAACCCCGUUUUUUCGGGCACUUUUUCACCCCAGAUCGGCUUGGCUCAGCAACAAGCUCAGCAGCAACAACAACGGAGGUCGCCUGUGAGCCCUAGUCAGGCCCCCUUCCCCCAGAGAAACGCAUAUAACCAUCCGACCCUAAUGAACACUAAAGUCCCUUCUUCCUCCACUUCAUCAUCCGCUUGGAAUAAUCACCAGAAUGCCGCCUGGAAUUCCACUUCCAAUCCUUGGAGUGGACUGCAGGCCAAUAGGGACCCCAGGAGGGCAGUCGGAGUUGGCGUGGGGGUUGGUGUACCCUCUCCGCUGAAUCCCAUCUCCCCUUUGAAAAAACCCUAUUCGAGCAACGUUAUCGCUCCUCCUAAAUUUCCCAGAGCUGGUCCCCUCGCCCCAAAAUCCUGGAUGGAGGACACAGCAUUCAGGACAGACAACAGUAAUAAUAUGCUGCCUUUUCAGGAUCGGAAUCGUCCCUAUGAUGCAUUUAACUUGCACUCUUUGGAGAAUUCCUUAAUGGAUAUUAUAAGGACUGAUCAUGACAAAGGUAAACACUACCCUCCCAGUGGCCCACCAAUGACUAUCGCUGAUAUAAUGUGGAGGAAUCAUUUUGCAGGACGCAUGGGUCUUAAUUUCCAUCAUCCAGGAUCCGACAAUAUAAUGGCUCUAAAUACAAGGAGCUAUGGACGAAGAAGAGGUCGAUCUUCUCUCUUUCCAUUUGAAGAUGGACUCCUUGAUGACAGUCAUGGUGAUCAGUCCCUGACAUCUGGCCUCAACUCUCCAACCCGCUGUCAGAAUGGCGAGAGGGUUGAACGAUAUUCAAGAAAAGUCUUUGUGGGGGGCCUGCCCCCAGAUAUUGAUGAAGAUGAAAUUACUACUAGUUUUCGGCGCUAUGGGCAUCUUGUGGUUGACUGGCCCCACAAAGCAGAAAGCAAGUCAUAUUUCCCACCAAAAGGCUAUGCAUUUCUGUUAUUUCAAGAAGAAAGCUCUGUGCAGGCUCUGAUUGAUGCCUGCAUUGAGGAGGAUGGAAAGCUGUACCUGUGUGUCUCCAGUCCUACUAUCAAAGACAAACCAGUGCAAAUCCGACCUUGGAAUUUAAGUGACAGCGACUUUGUGAUGGAUGGCUCCCAGCCACUUGAUCCCAGGAAGACCAUAUUUGUAGGAGGAGUUCCACGACCACUUAGAGCUGUUGAACUAGCUAUGAUCAUGGACCGGUUAUAUGGAGGGGUCUGCUAUGCUGGCAUUGAUACUGAUCCAGAGCUUAAGUACCCGAAGGGUGCUGGCCGGGUGGCUUUCUCCAAUCAACAGAGUUACAUUGCUGCUAUCAGUGCACGUUUUGUCCAGCUGCAACACAAUGACAUUGACAAACGGGUUGAAGUAAAGCCAUAUGUCUUGGAUGAUCAGAUGUGUGAUGAAUGCCAGGGAGCUCGCUGUGGUGGAAAGUUUGCCCCAUUCUUUUGUGCCAAUGUGACCUGUCUGCAGUAUUAUUGUGAAUAUUGCUGGGCAAGCAUCCACUCACGUGCAGGCAGGGAGUUCCAUAAGCCCCUGGUCAAGGAAGGAGGAGACCGGCCUCGUCACGUUUCUUUCCGCUGGAGCUGAAACACUGGCAAGCUUUGAUUACUGGCCCUGUGACAGCAACCUGUGCUGACCAAACCAAGGAAAGCAAAAGGAGGAAUGCAAAAUCUACUGCCUCAGGGCAGGGAGCAUCCUGAAAAUUGGUGCAUUCUUCCUCAGAUUCAACAAAUAAAAAUAUGGGUCUUUCAUUUUUUUUAAUUCAUUUAUCUCGACCUUGGUGUCUGAUAUAUUGAAAUCUUUAAAGUUUAACUGUACAGAAUUUGCACUUUGACGCACCUAAACACGCAACAUCUGCUUGGUACUGAAAUAGUCCUAUUUUAAGUCACUUUUCCAUAGUUUUCAGUGCUUUUCUGUCCUUAAUAGCCAAUGCCAGGCUAAUUUUUGAAGUGGUUAAAAUAUACAGUAUAUCUAUUUUUUUAUUUUAUAUAUUGUUUUUCUAUCAUUUUAUGUGACUGGAGCAUGCACUUGUUUUCACAAAGGUUGUGAUUUUCCCCCUAGGGUUAUACACCAAAGGUAUGGAAAUAGGAAAACAAAAAAAGUAGUUGGCAAAAUAUGUAGCAAAACAAAUUGUCAGCAAUCAGUAGUUUGGAAGAAUUGAAAAAUACACACAUUACAAAUAAGCCUUUAUUUGCUCUCCAUUUUGACUUAAAUAAUACCUCAUAAGCUCAAUUUGAUUUAUUUUUUUAUAUUUUUUAUUAUUGCAUUUUUUUAGGUUCUUUAGUGUUAUGUAAAUCUGUGCUGCAAUAGCUUUUUUGCUGCUAAGUGGUAUUACUAAUACCAUAUUACUUUAUUCAGGCUAGAAUUAAAAAAAAAAUAAAGAAUAUGUAUUUAAUAAAGUUUAAAAGCUGCUGAUGAAAUGAAGCAGUACAGCAUGAGGCAAAUCUAAAGGAAGGUCAGUAGAUAUUUUGACUGCAUGUACGAUCAGUUGGCUGCACGCAGUACAACUUAUUAAUCAUGUCUUUUAUAUAAGUUUGCCCAUUGUGCGUGAAGGAUUUAAGAAUAUAGGUGGUCGAAAAAUAAUUUAUUUACAAUGGAUAAACAUAUUAAAAAAAGUAAGCAAACAAUUGGAAAAUAACUGACAAAAGGCAUGUCGUAAUUUAAUGAAUGUGGAUUUAGAAUCCAUUUCAAUGCAUUAACAAGCCACACUGAACUAUAAUUAUGAGAAUAGCUGUAGUAAUAUAUAUCCUUCAAAAAUAUUUUUAUGGUAGGUGAAGCAAUUUUGCAGUGAUCUUUAAUAUACAAAUGUGCAAUUUUUUUAAAUAGUAGGGUGAUUAUGCCUAGUACUGUGAUUUGCUAUAACCGUUGUUAAUGUCUGGCAUACAAUAUAUCUAAUGCUCUAAAACACUGCUAAAAUGUAUAUGUGUGUGUGUAUAAAAUGUAUUUAAACACACACACAUACAUACACAAAAACACACAUACAUGAGCUCGAGUUUUGUAUUGAUUGGUUAUUUGCACAGCUCAAUAUGUCAUGCUCAGAAACCAAAGAGCUCACAAAAUGACUUUUCUUCACACACUGAAAAUGCACACAGAGACACACUAUAUACAUUAUAUGAAUCAUUACAACAUUUGUCAGACAAGGUAGGCACAUUUUUACUAGUAACUAGAUGGUUGUAAUACAUGGGUGUAGAUAAAGAGAGAGUUAACUGUAUAUACAAAAUCAUUGCUCAAGAAAGGUCUGAACAAAAGUCAAAAUGGAGAUAUGUAUACUUUCUGGGUUUAGAAAAAAAUCCUACUCCCUUAAAACCCCAGAUGCAUCCUGCAAAGCUUGAACUAUUUACACUUGACCUGCUCUGGUAGGAAUAUGAUUAGCACAAAAUAUUUAAUCGCACGUGGGAUGGGUGUGAGGCUGCUGAUUGCAUUGCAAGGAAGCCAGUGUACUAUUCAUUACAGCAUUUGCUCAUGAGCAGAAGGAGCGUAGAAAAUGGAUGGGGGCAAUAUUGUACACUAAGUUCUGUGUUUUUAUUUUAAUUUUAUUUUUUUAAGCAGCUGUGGGACAAUCUGAAUGGAUAUGAACCCGCAAGAUUAAGUUUAGUUUUUAAGUCUGUGUUUUGUGGUAUUUUUCUUUUGUCUGAUUUGUCCUUUUUUUGUCUAGCUGCAAAUAUCUUCUUGAGAAUGAAGGGGAUUUGUUUUUGAAAAAGUAGACAAAUACUGCAUUUUAUAUUGGGAAGAUAAUCUAUCAGUUUAAUUAUUAUUAUUAUUAUUAUUACUAAUAUCCCUUUGGAAGUUAACUCUGGGCUUUACUUUGAGAUGGAUGUUUUUGCCCAGUUGGGAUUUUUUUUUUUUUUAUGUUGUCACAUUAUCUGUAAAUGACAUUUGUUAUGCACUACUUUUUUGUAUCUGGACAGUUUCAACAGUCAGCUGAAAAUAUUGGUUUGCUUUUAUUUUUAUUUCUUUUUUAUUAUUACUUUUUUAGAUAAUGUGUGCUUUCUGACUGACAUGAUCUUUUGCAAUACCUCAAUUUUGAAAUAAGAGAAUUUGAUAUUUUCUAAGUAAGUUUAUUCAGAAAAAGAUAUAUAUUAAUUUAAUUCUGCAAGAAAAUGAUUUAACAGAUAAGUAAUUUUAUUUUUUUCAUGCUUGUUUGCUUUUUUGUUAGAUUUUUUGACAAAAAAACUGAAGGAAAUAGAGCUUUAUAAUUUUUAAUAUAAUGAGAAAUAGUACAGAGUCUACCUAAAUGCCGUGGUUAAAACGAAUGUGUCUGUAAAGAAUUUUCCCCUCAUCUGCAUUGCCAUGGAGUUGUAAAAUAUAUAGCUAUAUACAGAGAGAAUAUGGAGGAAACUAAUACUGAUUUUUUUGAAGUCAAAUAAAACUCAAGGUGUAUAAAUCUCAACAAGGUGCUGAGAGACAAUUUACUGAAGAUAUUUCCCUUAUUUUGUAAAUAUAAUUAAUCAUUUAUUAUUAUGCUGACCAGAAUUGUGAAAGAAAUCUUCUGUUCAUGUUAUUUUUUAAUAAACUUUUUUAUGUUUCUAAAUAUAUAUAUAUAUAUUCAUACAUAUAUAUAUACUCCCUUUUCUUUUGUAAAGAAGUGUCCCAAUUUUUGUUUACUUUAUAUUCAGAAAAAUGAGGGUAUUAGAGUGAUAAAGAAUGAUAUUUUUUAAAAAUAAAAAGUGUUCAAAAUGUUAAUUGAGUUUAGAGCCCAUUGGUGCAUCAGGUCCUUGUGUGACCUUCUUUUCAUGUGACACUUGAAUUAGUCUGAUUUUUUUGAAGGCAAACUGAACAUCAAUUAUGUGUUGUAAUGUGCAAUACUGUUUGUACUGUUUGUAUAAAAGAGAAAAAAGGCAUAAAUCUAUUGCAGAUUUAUUUUCAUUGCAAACAUUGUGAUUCACAAAGAUCAUUUUCUACUGUAUAUGUACCUACUCUUCAUGCUGGUAUUUUUUCAAUAGUAAUGUAGCCUUUGUACUGAAAAAACAAUUUUCAUUGUUAUUUUUAGAGAGAUUUUUUGCUAAAAAAAUUAAAACAUAUUAACAUUUUUCAUUUUUAUUUUGUAUUUUCCUUAAAACCUUCAUUUAUCAGCCAUUAAUGUAGUCGUUUCUGGGAGAGACUUUCAUAUCUGGUCAAUGUCAUUAAUAUUAUUUUGUAUUUUUACUUGGAAUAAAUUAAUUUUAUGAUGCUAAUUCUUUAAAAGUAUAAUUUGUUUAUUUUUGAAGCAGAAUAUCUUUGUAAUAAUGUUACAAAAAGUGUCUAGCUUUUUGAAAUGCAAGAGCUUUAUGUAUUAACUUGCUGGUGUGGUUUACAAUAUCAUGUAAAAUGACAAAGAAAAUGGUAAUUUCGUCAUGUACAUGUAGCAUGAUUGGAGAUGUAAAUGAAUGAGCGGGCAAUAAAAAAGAGAAACUGAAUGGAGCAAACAAAAUUGUUACUACAUUGUGAUGGGGAAAAUGUGUUUCAAAAAUAUGUUCUUUGGUUAAUUAUAGGGAUGUCACAAUUGAACUGUAUGAUGUAACCACUCAUUUUAGAACCUAUUAAUGAGUUGGCUUUUGCACUUUAACUCAGUACUCCCUUUUCUAUAAGAAUUACAAUUUUUGCAGUACAGAUUGAUUUUAUUUAGGAUGUUUUUUCCACUAUUUUAUUGGCUUACGUGACUGCAGGGUUUCAUUCCAACAAAGGUUUUAAUUACAGUGUAUCUGUACUAGAUUGCCAUAACAAUGUCAUCUGCAUGGAAUUUGAUAGGAGGAAGUUCAUACAAAUAAAACAUCAAUAAGUCACAAACAAUAGUAAUCAUGAUUAUGCAUCAGGCUCCCAAACUUUAAAUUUAACACAAUCUGACGAAUGUCUAAGUAUGUUUAUUAUACAAAACUCUUAAGGUCAAGAUUGCAAUUUCACAUACAGUACAUAUGUUAACUAACUGUAACAUGCACAUUCUAACAUUCAGUUUUGGGAUUCAAAGCAGCUUAUUGUGUUCAUUAUGUUUUGUAAAUUACCAAAUAUUUUAAUAAAAGUUGCAAACACGAGAGUGUGAUCAAUUAAGUGAUAUUUAACCAAAUUAUAUGGUACUAAUUAGUAGAUAUAUUUUAACUCCUUGUCACCUAAACAAGGUUGCAGGAUCUUGCUUCAAGUGUAGUGUGCAAUUCCUUUUCAAUUAACAUACUAAAUUUACAGCUGAAAAUUUAAUCAAAGGCUCAUCCAUAGUAAGUUUUUUUUUUAAAUAAAAUCCUUGGUCUAGAAUGCCCUAGACUGUUCAUUGCUACUCCAACUACUUGAAUUUCGGAAUUUGACAUCAACACUGCCCUUAAAUUAAAAAGGGACAGUGCUGCUUUAUGUUCAUUAACUCGUUAGUUAAGUUAUGCCUUUUGCUGAACAUAGGAAGUGAACAAUAGCACUGUAUCAUGUUGGAAUUGCUUAGUUGUUUGCACCUUUACUUUGUAAUUAUCCUUUAGCUAAAUAAUUAGAAAUAGUCAAUAUAUAAAAUAUAUAAUCCAGAGAGGUUUACAGAUAAUGAAUUCUCUAAACUCCAAGACAGCUGUGCAUGUUUUUGGUUAAUUUAUGAACAAAGCUUUGGUAGAAAUUUAAAACUAAUUAAAUUAUCUAAAAUGAAAAUUGGCAAAGUUAGGUUCUAGCCCAGAACAGAUCAAAUUAACGUUUCACCUUAAUUGGAACAAAAAGCUGUUAUUGAUGAUGAUCAUGAUACCAAAGUACUCUGGCAUAACAACUGUCUACUCUGUCAUGGUGUUUGAAAAUGAUUUAAAGAGGCUGUGUGGCAAAAUGGCUAAAUCAAGGGACUAUUAACUGCAAGGCUGCAGGUUCAGUCCCUGUCACUGGAGGGCCCAUGAGCAAGUCAAAAUGGCUGUGCUCCACAUUUAAACAGUUGUACAAAUGUUCUCUAUUUGUAAUAUUCCUUGGAAUGGUGUUCAAUGUACAAAGGUGCUACAUAAAACAUUUUGAGUGAAGGAGAGUAAUAUUUCAUAUAUGGACUGUUAUGCCCUUUUGUGAACUAUUAGCGAACAUAAGCAUUUUGCUUUAAACAAUAGCACAAUUCUGCACUAGAUACUUUCCACUCAGUUAAAACAGACUUCACCAUAGAAAUUAAAAUCACACAUUUUUAGUGUUGUAUUUUAUUGGUCUAUAUAAUGGUUCUAAUUUCUUUAUAAGUUGCAUCUCACAUCCCUGCAGAGACAUUAUGCUAAUUAGGGAAUCUAGAUUGACUAGAUAGGGGUGUGAGUGAGAGUGUCUCCUAUAAUUAACAGGUUUCAUGUGGAUAAUUAGUUUCUGCCUCGUUCAUUGCAAUUUGUGAUGUAGUAAUUUAAAGAGUGAUAUGGCUGGAUUCAUUUUUUAUAGAAGCAUGUAAAUUUGAACACACAUUCCUACCACCCAUUUUAAAUCUGGACAUUGGGCAUUGAUUUUAACACAAACCUCUCUUAUUAAUAGAGGUCACAAAGUCAGUGUGUCCUAUUGCCGAGUAAAAUUCUCAAUUGUAUCUCCUUUGCCACAUUAACUAAUAAAGGCACAUUCUAAUUUGGUGUCAAAUAAGGCUAGGUUGGCUUCCAUCAAUACCUACAGAAUAAUCUCCAUCUGUCUAUUUGUUCCAGUAAUACUAAAAUUAUAUUUCAAUCACAUUAUCACCUCAACAUUGUGACAUCCCUAACUAGAUGGUAUGUCAAAUAGUAUUUCAGAUAGGUGAUGAUGACAACAAGUGUGUUUCUUUAUGCUUCUGCUGUCUUGUUUGUAGAUGUUACCUUUUGUACUAGUUUUUAGAGUCAGGAUAACCACUGUUUUGUUUUAUUUUUUGUAUUACUAACCAAACUGUUCCUCUCCAGCUUUGUGCAACAGUGUUAUCUGCAUCAUGCCACUGAGUGUUUUGGCUCAUUUUGUGACUCAACUGCUCUAUACCCUAACAAACUGGCAACUGCUGUGCUCAAGAAGUUGGGGAUAAAGUAUUACAGUGGUGGGUGGGCCAGACAUGUGGGUUUCACUGGAUACUGUCAGUUUGUGGCCAUUUAUUUAAUGGUAAAUGAAAAAGUGAAUGCACACUUUGAUAUCCACUUUUCAAUUAUAUUGUUCUGUUAGGGUAUACAGUGUUGUGGUGUGAUCUUUCAGCCAUAUAAUUGACAGCAGCUAUUCACAAAGGUUCUCAGACUAACCACUACUUUUGAGUGUAACUUUUCAAUUACUUGUUGUUUAUUAUUUUUAAUUAUUUAGUUUUUAUGAUUGGUUACCUUGAAAAGGCUUUGAUUUUUUUGGCUUGGAACUUUGCUUGUAUGGAGCUAUGGUUCUAUGUCUAAACAUGGAGCUCAAUACUGCUGUUGCUUACAACUGCUUAAAGUUUGUAGUUUGGACCUUUUUCUGUACUAAUAAGCAACUCUUAUUAAACGUAGCUGUAUGACAUUGUGAAA